AUGAAGCUCGUGAAUUGUUCGACCUCAAAAUGGACCCGGAGGAGUGUGUUGAAGAAGGCUGAGGUUGGUGGCUAUCCAAAUGCUGCAGAUACACUACGAACGUAUAAGACUGUCAAAAAUGAUUUUGGGAGCGUGAUCAAGGAACUCAAUUCACUUGGGUAUUGCGUGUCCUUCCCCGACAUUGAUGGCAGUUCUCCCACCACCAGCAGUGGCAACCUUCUAGUGGUUGCCGUGACUCCCCCGCUAGCUGCUGUUUCUCAUACCACGACUAGUCCUACUCCCCCUACUCCCUCACUAGUUGUCGUUUCUUACACCACCAACAGUGAGUCUGUUACCAAAGACACCACCACCCUGGAAGUGGACGUGGAGAUGGCGAAUGCAAAUGCAGUCCACAAAGAAGCAAGAGGAAAGAUGAGGUGUAUCUCACUGAAGGCUCUGAAGUCCAAGUCAAGUGACAUCCGACCUUUUAAGAAACACAAGAAAAAUUGA
Prunus armeniaca (apricot) is the source of this 489-nucleotide messenger RNA. The record is from the annotation of a GenBank genome assembly. Lineage: Eukaryota; Viridiplantae; Streptophyta; Magnoliopsida; Rosales; Rosaceae.